Ruditapes philippinarum (Manila clam) is the source of this 2244-nucleotide messenger RNA. RefSeq names its product glycoprotein-N-acetylgalactosamine 3-beta-galactosyltransferase 1-like. Gene Ontology annotation, cellular component: membrane. The transcript has 5 exons. Gene Ontology annotation, molecular function: N-acetylgalactosaminide beta-1,3-galactosyltransferase activity. The record is from RefSeq and is a predicted model, not a curated record. Lineage: Eukaryota; Metazoa; Mollusca; Bivalvia; Venerida; Veneridae. The coding region runs from base 432 to 1460 and encodes 342 amino acids.
ACUUUUUAUCAAUACGUAAAAUAAAGGGUGAAGAUAACGGGUUGAGUUGGUCAUUUUAGCCUAUGACUAUUUCGGAUGGAGAUAUUUACGAACAUUUUAUAUACAUGUAUAUUGUGGACUGUGUUUAAAUUAAAUUACACUUUAUAUUCCGGAUUUAACUUUUAUCAUUUAUAUAUAUAUUUGAAGCACAACAUAUUCAGAAUGUUUCCGCACUGAACAAUAUUCAUAAGAGUGUUUUCAUUAUGUAGAUUGGAUUGUGAUGUAAAAAAACAAAGGUGAUGAAGAACAUAGACCCUGUACGGAUAACAGAUCAACAAUAAGGAAAUAACGACUAACAGUCAACCGACAUUGUCGUCUAGUGUUGGAUAUUCAGCGUGAUGUGAGCUAGAACUGACAAUUUACGGAAUAGGACCGAUCUCCGGUUUGACAGGAUGACGGAAUCUGGUGUGUCGUUAGGGAGGUGCCAUGUACAUAAGAGAACGGUCAUAUGUGUUUUUUUCGCGCUUAUUGUUUUAUUGAUAUUUGCGACAUAUGGACAAAUAGGGAAUGGACGACAGCUACACAGACCUAAUAUGGAGAAUAUACAGUGGCCACCGAGUCCUAACAACCUAGCAGAAUCAGAACCAAUCUUGAGCGAACAAAGACAAAUUGUUGAGGCCGUAAAGAAAGUGCGAAUUCUUUGUUUAAUACUUACUAUGGAAAAAGACAUAAAUACCAAGGUGGCGGCCGUAAACAGCACGUGGGCGACUCGAUGUGAUAAACAUUUCUAUGUGAUAAACUCACGUCAGAAGCGACAUGAUUUUCUGAACAUUGAUGUUCCUGACACUCGACGUACUUUGGUACACAAAAUGAGGAAAGCUUACGAAGAAAUCUAUAAAAAUUAUAGAAACGAUUUUGAUUUCCUGCUCAAAGCAGAUGAUGACACGUAUGUGAUAGUUGAAAACUUAAAAUACCUUGUGUGGCAUCAUGACGCUGAUAAACCGGGUUAUCUAGGCUUUCAUUUCAAUAAAUUCUUAAAAAGUGGUUAUAUGAGCGGAGGUGCUGGUUACGUCAUCAGUAAUCGUGGACUACGUCAGUUAGUUGAACGGGGAUACCAAAAUGGCGUUUGUGAGAUUGUUCCCCGGAAAGAUGACCCAGAAAACUCAGAGGAUAUUGAAACCGGAAGGUGCUUGGAGUUAGCAGGGGUUCCAGUCUGGUCGUCACUGGACGUGCAAGGCAGAGAGACGUUUCAUGCAUAUCCGUUAGAGCAACAUCUGUUUGGAAAUUUACCACAGUUCAUGUUUAGCUGGGCGAAACAUCCCUUAAAAAAGGGUAAAGAAUGUUGUUCGAGGUAUACAAUAUCAUUUCACUAUGUGAAACCGGAUGCCAUUUACUAUCUUCACCACGUGCUGUACGAGACAACCGUGUUCGGGUUAGCCGAGAGUCAACAUAGAAAUGAACCUGUGUUCAAUACGUCAUGAUGUCAUUUGAAGUUGUUUAGCAGACCUUUAAAAUCUCACUUUUGUGUAUUUAAUGGUUCCACUCUUCAUUUUGAGAUUACGUUUUGCUCUCUCAGGAAUUUAGCAGAUGUGAAAUUCUGAACGUGGCCAGUUAAACAAACCAACGCAAGAUAAUAAUUUUUAUAACAUUUUUAUAAAGCUACAAAAUUAAUGUGCCGGUUCGGAACACAAUUCAAAAAGAACAUUAGCAGUUUUUUUUCAAGUAGUGAUUAGCGUCAACAGACGUUAAAUAGUGAAAUAGUGGCAUUGACGUCAUCGUCACCGUUAUUUUUGAAGAAUCACUGAUACGCGUCAUAAGUAGCCAAUCAUUGUUCUGUUAAGUCAUAUGCGUCAUAUACGUCUCAAACUUUUUUGUGUGAAUCAUCGAUGAGCGAUGAGUUUGUAGUAACGUGGCAAAGCGUAAUACAAGUCCCGCUGGCCGAACCUGACGCCACCUAAAAACUUCAGAUAUUCACAAACACGGCUACGGAUGGCGAUAAGUACGCGAGAAGACGUCAAUCUGUUAAAAUACUUGAAUAAUUCCAAACCGGCUUAGGUAUUGAUAUUGUGCCAAAAAGUGCAUUUUUUUCCAUAAACGAAAUAAUUCACGUUUACAAUAUCCAUUCUUAUAACGAUUUGGUUUUAUAUUGAUAAUAAGAGAUUAAUUUUGUAUGUUUUUCAAUAACUAAUAAAAUACACGUUAUUGUUACAUGUUAAAUUUGCCAUAUUUUUAGAUAUUCUAUGCUCGUCCUUAAGUAAAAUAUUU